AUGUCACGUCACAGGUGUCAUCCUAUUCGCACGCACACCAGCCAACGCGACGAAUGCGAAGAAACAGCUCUUCAUCUCUUGAGUUGCCCCGCUCUUCAUCCACUGCGAGUUCAAUUUGCGAUGGUUGAUGAUAUACCCCUGAUGAAACUAUGUUUUUCUAAGCUGUUAGCACAGUUCCUUAUUGCGGUGGAGCGGAACUACGCUAUGCCACAGACUUCACCACCAAGAAUCCCUACGCAACUUACCUACCUCUCUGUAAGAUCUCUAAAAUCAGCGACGAGCACGAAUAUGGAAACCCUGAUAGAAGAGUACGCUCAAGGCCCCUGCCACCGACCAAUACAAGCAACAAAAUAA
Trypanosoma theileri is the source of this 354-nucleotide messenger RNA. RefSeq names its product Tbingi protein. The record is from RefSeq and is a predicted model, not a curated record. The coding region runs from base 1 to 354 and encodes 117 amino acids. The transcript has a single exon. Lineage: Eukaryota; Euglenozoa; Kinetoplastea; Trypanosomatida; Trypanosomatidae.